AUGGGUUGUGUUCUUCAUGAGUACUCGGGUCACGCAGAAAAGGGGUGGUCAUGCCUGAAUGCGGCGAUGGAGAGUUGGUUAAUGUGCAGUGUUAAGUUAGCGAAGAAAGUUGGGAAAGAUGACCCAAGAAGAGUUACACAUUCAGUAAAAGUGGGGAUGGCAGUCGUUUUUGCUUCACUUUUUUACUAUCUUCACCCUGUUUACAACUCUUAUAGUGUCGACACUAUUUGGACUUUGAUCACGGUGGUUGUUGUACUUGAAUUUUCUGUUGGUGCCACCAUUGGUAAAGGGCUAAACAGGAGAUUAGCAACUUUAAUAAGUGGUGUUCUAGUUGUUGGAGCUCAUUUCUUGGCUACUAUUUCCGGUCAAGUUGGACAUCCUAUACUCAUUGCCAUUCUUGUCUUCCUACAAGGUGCAGUUUUCACAUUCCUUAGAUUCUUUCCAAAUUUGAAGGUUGCAUAUGAUUACGGGCUUUCAAUUUCCAUUUUAACAUUCAGUAUGGUGUCGGUUUCUGGUUUUCAUUCCGAUCAAGUUAUAGACAUAGCUCUUAAGAGACUCUCAACUAUUCUAAUUGGUAUAGUUAUUUCCUUCGCCACCUCUAUAAUCUUCUUCCCUGUCUGGGCUGGUCAAGACCUUCACGAUCUUCUUGUUCUAAACAUGGAAAAACUUGCAACAUUAUUGCAAUAUUUAUUAUCUGAUAACAUCAUUGAUUGUGAUUACACAAGCAUUAUCAUCAAUUCAAGAAUCCAAGAAGAAAAUUUUGCUAAUUUUGAAAGAUGGGAACCUGCACAUGGCAAAUUCAUGUUUUCUCAUCCAUGGAAGACUUACUUGAGUCUUGGAAAUCUAACUCGAGAAUGCGCCUAUCAAAUUGAAGUUGCACUAAUUAAGAACAAUACCUAUAAAAUUGACGAGGCAGCAGGAACAGUAGUUGGGAGAGUCCAAGAGACUUGCAGGGAAUUGAGCGUAGAAUGUAGCAAGGCGAUAAUGACUUUGUCUUUAGCGAUGAAGACUAUGACUAAGCCUUGUUUGGCUGAUCUUCAUGUGGCUAUGUCAAGGAAUACAUCCCAAAGGCUCCAGAUUUUGCUCAAAGAAACUGAUCACAUGAACAACAAUAAUGAUAUUAUAAUAGCCACUCUUCCCCUGCUGCAAAUAAUGUGUUAG
Messenger RNA from Impatiens glandulifera, 1161 nucleotides. RefSeq names its product aluminum-activated malate transporter 7-like. The coding region runs from base 1 to 1161 and encodes 386 amino acids. The record is from RefSeq and is a predicted model, not a curated record. Lineage: Eukaryota; Viridiplantae; Streptophyta; Magnoliopsida; Ericales; Balsaminaceae. The transcript has 3 exons. Gene Ontology annotation, cellular component: plant-type vacuole membrane. Gene Ontology annotation, biological process: malate transport.